ACGGCACCAGCUUGUGACCUGUGUCUGCUCGGCUAGGAACGAAGCGGUAGGCGGCCGCCGUCACUACGCGCUUCUCGCCAGUCCGUGCAUGAUCCUCUAGUGGUGCGCUCGCUCGUCUGAGCGCCACCAUGAUGCGCUCCGCGCUCUUGGUGUUGUUAGCAUCGUGCUCUGUAACUCUGGCCGAACAUAAUUAUGGCAUAUGCAAAAAUGAAUAUUGCGAGUGUUCUCCCGCCGGUCACCCAUCCUGGAUAAUGACAAACUGCACGCUGCCACCAGAUCAGAGGUUGGAUAUUCUGGACGGGGAUUUGUCGGAUAUGACAUCGGAUUUGCUGGUAACGGGAGGCGAAGCGCUGAUGUUGAGCGCCAACUCGCUAUCGCGGCUCAAAGAUUUGCGACGCGUUCGCUUAUCAGGCUCUAAACUUGUGGUGUUGCGCCGAAACGCCGCCGUCAACCUAAACGUCGUCAACGCCUUUCUCGAGAUCGACCAAUGUGAUGUCCUUAGAAUUGAAGAGAAAACUUUCAGCAACAUUAGAGGUCCGCUGACAGUUACUAUUAGAAAUUGUAAUUACGUAUCUAUGGAAGGCGACGCUUUCUCCUGGUUGCUGAAGAUCAGCAUCAGCAACGUUCGAAAUCUCAUACUGAGUACGGGCUCCUUUACAUUGGAUCCUACAGCGGCCAACGUAGGGGAGCAUGGCCCGGGCAUGUCGAUAGAGUUGAGAAACGCAACAGUUCCAGAGUUUCCGUCAAACACAUUCGGAUCGUCGGCAGCCGAAAUACUGCUGGAUUCAUUGACAGUGCGCGCCGUGCGAUCGGCUGCCUUCUCAGCUAACACGUACAAUGUAGUCAAAGUCACCGGUUGUACAUUCCACCUCAUUCAAGGAGAGGCUUUUUCCCAAAAAUCUCUAAUAAAUAAUCUACAAAUACAGGGCUCUAAAAUACAUGACCUGUGCUCCAAAGCCCUGCAAUCUGCUAUUACGAAACUCAGCAUUUCUCAUACUAGAUUUGAAACCAUCCAACCUGGAGCUAUCAAUACCACAGUAGCUUCAGUGAGCUUUACUGACUGCGAAUUUUUUAAAUUCAUGAGAAGAGGUUUCGUGUUAUCUUCAUGGAAUAACCUGAAUAUGGAACGAAACAAAUUUGCCGGGUUAGAAGAGUAUGCCAUAAUAGCUCCUACCACGACCGUAAAUGAUUUGUCUUUUGUUGAGAAUGAAAUUGAUAAUCUGGGCGCAAACAGUCUGACAUUCAUAGGUCAAGCUUAUGCGAGUCGAUACGCAAUGAACGUUAUGUACCUCAACAAUUUCUAUGGAGAACCGUGUAAUUGCAACAUAAGCCUGUGGCUUGCGAGCGCUAUGGGUUCUCCAAAUGGGGAACCAUAUGAACGAGAGAGUCACUGCACAGUAGAUAAAUUUUUUGCCCGAUGCUUCAAUGAACCUGAGCAAAAUAUCCGUUUCGAAAAGUUUAUCGAUAAAGUGUGUAGUGACAAAUCAAUCAUUCAAUGUGAAGGGUAUAAAACGAAGACUCAAGGCAAACCAACGGAAAUAAAAAAUCCAAGAUUUCCGCCUAAGAAUGAAGACUCACUAUCGGAGAGAGAUAAAAAAGUGAUAGGCAUUGUCGUAGUGACUGCUUUAGGAUGCAUCAUUAUAGUAAUGUUAAUAAGUUUCAUACGUUGUAUGAAACGGCGAGGUUAUUGCACAAACUUAAAGAAUUUACUAUUGUCUGACUCGAGAUGUGGGUGUCUUUGUGAUCGGUUAUGCGGUUGUGGAACACAUAGCGGACUGGAUAAUGCUCAAUCCAUAUCUCAAAUAUCAGUGAAUGAAUAUUCAGAACGUAGGUGUCUAAACGAACCAAAUAUGCAAGAGAUUGCACUUGAGACAGUCCCUCCGGCUAUGCUUUCUGUAGAAGUUACUAAUACCCCAAUGGAUGACAAAAUCACACAAACUCUUCCCGAAGAAUUGACAAAGGAACUACUGGAAAAUUUAAAAGAAAAGCUUGAAGAUCCUGAAAAUUAUGUAGAAGCCCGUGAAAUGAUAGAACAUCUUUAUGAAUUAGUAAAAGUCGAAGAGAGCUGCAAUACUAAUAGUUCAACUAUCCCAAAAGCCGAGGAAAACAUAUAUGAAUUGCCAUUCCAGAAUACUACGCCCCGAAUAGGAAAAAAUAAGAAGCAGAUGAUAAGUGUUGGAACAAGGACACCAUCUCUAGAUAAAUUACAACCGCUUUCACCAUACAACAGACAAACGGCAUUAGCUCACGAGUACUUUGAACCCAAAGAUUUCGCAGUACAUUUAUAUGCAGAGAUAGCUAAUUGUGAUAAAGAAAAACGAUCUUUGCUAGGAGCUAUUCCUGAUAUCGUCGAACAAGUUGUGCCCAGGGGACCUUAUCUGCGCGCCAUUCAUGCUAAAAAUUCUAUUCCGUGUACUUCUCCGUCAUCUAAAUCGUAUAAUAGUACUACAAAGAGUCCAAGUACCACGAGUGGCGGUGUCACUAGCUCGAUGUUGAAUUCCUCUACGGUGAAAUCCAAUAAAUCAACGGGUUCCGGUUCUUCUGGUAAAAUGGUCAACCGACCUUUGCCAGAAAAACCAAUAAAUUUGAAUGCGAAUGACGGUACUGCUGUCUCAUUCAAAGUCAAAUAAAGAAAAAGAUUCAGAUCGCGGAAUAACCGAAUAUAAGGUCUUGUGAGCCAUGGUUCAUUACAAUAGACGAACUCGUGACAGAGCUGCCAGCGCUCCUGACCAGAGUUAUGCGAUUAAUUUGCUGUGAUAUUAAUUUUGAUUAUUUUAUCUCAAUCUUUGAAUGUAUGUGUCAUGCCAGACACCUAUUUAAGAUUUAUUUGUAAAUAUUUUGAGUUAUUUUUAAGGCCCCAUAGCCAUAACGUGCCACCCAUUAACGUUAUAUAAUGCUUCGUUUAUUUGUGCUUUAUAUUAUAGAAUAGAUAGAAAUCAAAUCUACAUUUAUAUUAGAUAAAUCUUUAAAAAACCGUAAAUAUUGAACGUUGUGUGAACAUUGACUAUGAUUAUAAAAACUCAAAUCACUUUUUAACAGACGGCUUAACUUUUUAAUCAUUGGAUAUUUGAUUACUUUGAGUGUAUUCAAAUUUAACAUAACCUUAUUAUAUGUAUCAUGUUUAGUCACUAUGGUGAUAUUAACUUUUUUCGUCCCAGAGGUUAGUGAUUUUUUAUUUUAUUUUUCCUAUAGACCAAUAAUAAGGUAAAUUUUGUUUGUAAUGUAAUUAAUGUAAUGUAAUGCUAUACCAGCCCUUAUAAAGACUACGCUAGGUUUUCUUUCGUUAAAAAGUUAUUUAAUAUUUGUUAUAUUAUGAAAGAGAAACUGUACAUCUAAUCUGCCGCUCAAUGGGCAUUUACUUUAUGUUUAAAGUUCUAUUUAUUUUUUUACUGCCAUCUCAGAGCAUUGUUAAUGACGUGGUUGACUAUUUAAGAUAAAUACUAUAAAGAGUGUUAUUAUAUCUAAAUAAUGGAAACAUUUUAUAUACUCGUAAUAAGAUCAAACUAAAUAUUAAUAGUGUGUAAAAAGCUGCAAAACUUCUUUUAACUAUAUAUCUUUCGAUUCGAUUUAUGAAUUAAAUAUCGAAUUUUCCAUUUCCCAAUAUCUUAAAUAUUGGAUUAAUUAGUAACUUCAUUAUAGUUUGCGUGCGUGUUAACGUACUUAAAUCGAUUAAAAAUAUAUAUUAAUAUCUAUGUGGAAAAUAAUAUCGUAAAUUUAAAGUUAGUCAUUUGAUUACAUUCGACAUGGAUGUCGGUAGAUUUGGAUGUUAUUUAAUAAAAUAAAUUAUGACACCUUUUGGGAGAAGUCACUUUUUGGUGUUAAGCUUUAAACGCUAUUUAUAACGGUAACGUAACAGUCAAUGUAAUGUCACAUAUUAGUAAAUGUGUAGUUAUAAUCAAUCACGCCAUGCGUAAUAAUAAUGAUAAAUAAAUCAAAGAAUGUUCUUAUUGAAUGUGUAGUAGUAACCACGCCAUGUGUAAGAAUUUUAUGUUAAUCGAUGAAUGUUCUUGAAAAUAAAUGUUGAUUGUGAUUAUG
Messenger RNA from Diatraea saccharalis (sugarcane borer), 4035 nucleotides. The record is from the annotation of a GenBank genome assembly. NCBI's taxonomy places the organism in Eukaryota, Metazoa, Arthropoda, Insecta, Lepidoptera, Crambidae.